Messenger RNA from Lactuca saligna, 1567 nucleotides. The record is from the annotation of a GenBank genome assembly. Lineage: Eukaryota; Viridiplantae; Streptophyta; Magnoliopsida; Asterales; Asteraceae.
AUGCACUUGUUUUUUCUGAAAUAGUGCUACCCUAGUUAAAGUUGAUACUCAUACCCUGUGCGUAUCCAAUAUCCUCGUAAAGUUCAAAUUUAUGCCAACCCCAAAACCUAAAAUUUUACUUCAAGAAUAAAAAAACCAUCACUUUUUCAAACAUCCCCCUCUCAAAUCUCUCCCAAAUUCCCCUACACAUGACGAUUUAGUCCAUCCAAAAACCAUCUCAAAUAUGUGUUCUCACUUACCCAUAAUACCCUUCUCCUUGUUCUUGUUCUUAUUUCCCAUCAUCAUUCAAGUGGUUAAAUCUGCACCAGAUAACACCAAUUUAGUAUACAAAGGAUGUGCAAAACAAUCUUUACAAGAUCCCAAUGGAGUUUACUCCUCUGCCCUUUCCGCCAUUUUCGGGACUCUGAUUCAACAGUCGUCAAAAGCGAUGUUCUUCAAAACGACAAGUGGCAGUGGUCAAGCAUCAAUCACCGGUCUUUUUCAAUGUAGAGGCGAUCUAACGAAUCUCGAUUGCUAUAACUGUGUGAGCAGACUCCCAAUCUUGAUGGACAAGCUCUGUGGGAAGACAGUCGCUGCAAGACUCCAGCUUUUGGGUUGUUAUAUGCUUUAUGAAGUCGCUGGAUUCUCUCAAAUCUCUGGAAUCGAAUUGCUUUACAAGACGUGUGGGGAAACUAACGUUGGUGGAGUUGGGUUUGAAGAGAAGAGGGAUUCUGCUUUGGGAAAUUUGGAAAGUGGGAUUGGGAGUGGAAAGGGUGGAUUUUAUACGACGAAUUAUGAAUCGAUUUAUGUUUUGGGGCAAUGUGAAGGUGAUUUAGGAAGCUCUGAUUGUGGAGAUUGUGUUAAAAGUGCUGUUCAGAGAUCUCAAGUUGAAUGUGGAAGCUCCAUUUCUGGACAAGUUUAUCUUCAUAAAUGCUUCGUUAGUUACAGUUAUUACCCUAAUGGAAUCCCGAAUCCCAAGAAAUCAUCAUCUUCAUCUUCAUCGUCUUCUUCGUAUUCUUCAUCAUCUUCAUCGCCUUCUUCAUCAUCAUCUUCGUCUUCUUCAUAUUCUUCACCAUAUUCUUCUUCUUCAUCGUCAUCAGAUACUGGAUCAAAUACAGGGAAAACUGUAGCGAUAUUCUUGGGAGGGGCAGCAGGAGUUGGAUUCUUGGUGAUAUGUUUAUUGUUUGCUAAAAAUCUAGCGAAGAAACAUGAUGAUUAUUGAAAGGAGGAUAUAGAGUUGUUCAAAGAACAAAGAUCAAAAUUUUGAGGUGGGUUUCUUUCUUUGGUCGUUUUCAAAUCCAUGUGGCAAAGGGGUUUUUGGAGGUGUAAUAUUUGGAAAAAAAAAAAAAUUAAGGUUUGUGAAUUGUGAAAAAGAUGAAAGAAAGAUGUAAUAUUUAAUUUAUGUUGUCAUAUGUUUGUUUAUUCUUUCCUACUCUUUCUUGGAUAAUUAAAUCAUACCUAUCAGAAUAUUACGUGGAAAAAUAUGGUUUAUGCAGUAUGCACAUGUUUGAGACCCAAAUUAACCUUUUUAUUAUAAAACCAUAUUCAUUUUGAAUAUAAGAAAGAAAGAAAGAAAAACAUUAUUUCG